This is a messenger RNA of Stegastes partitus (bicolor damselfish), 2918 nucleotides long. RefSeq names its product pannexin-1-like. Gene Ontology annotation, biological process: monoatomic cation transport; cell-cell signaling; positive regulation of interleukin-1 production. The transcript has 8 exons. Bases 255 to 1508 code for a protein of 417 amino acids. Gene Ontology annotation, cellular component: plasma membrane. NCBI's taxonomy places the organism in Eukaryota, Metazoa, Chordata, Actinopteri, Pomacentridae. Gene Ontology annotation, molecular function: wide pore channel activity. The record is from RefSeq and is a predicted model, not a curated record.
GUGUCCGUGAAGGCGUCAGAAGGCGUGAGCAGUUUUCAGGAGGAAGAUUCACGAGCCUCAGUUUGUUGUUCAUCUGGAACGUUUCCUCACAAACUCCUUGAAUCACCUGGAAUCACCUGGAGACGCCUGGAAUCACUUGGAGACUCCUCGAGCUGCUUCUCACCGGCACCAGCGGACAUGACGGUUUAACGAGGAUCUACCGGCAGCGGGUCCGUAUUCACCGGUAAAGUGCGUGUGUGUCUGCAGGUGAGACCAUGGCCAUCGCCCACGUGGCCACCGAGUACGUGUUCAGCGACUUCCUUUUGAAGGAGCCCAACCAGGCCCGGUACCGCAGCGUCCGGACCGAGCUCGCCGUUGACAAGAUGGUAACCUGUGUCGCCGUGGGGCUGCCGCUGCUGCUCAUCUCGUUGGCCUUCGCCCAGGAGGUCUCAGUGGGAACUCAGAUCAGCUGUUUCGCUCCGACUAACUUCUCCUGGAGACAAGCUGCUUAUGUGGAUUCGUUCUGCUGGGCUGCUGUACACACACAGGAACGGCCUCUGUGGCUGCACAAGUUCUUCCCCUACAUGCUGCUGCUGGUGGCAAUUCUGAUGUACACACCGGCUCUGUUCUGGAGAUUUUCUGCAGCGCCGCUGCUGCAGUCGGAUCUCAGCUUCAUCAUGGAGGAGCUGGACCGAUGCUACAACCGAGCCGUGACGCUCGCCAAACGCCUGGCGACAUCCGGACUGCUCACCCCCGACAGUGAUCCUACUGAGGGCUGCUUCAACUACCCUCUGGUGGAGAAGUUUCUGUCCACCAAGCGUUGCUGCCACUCUCUGCUCUUCCACUACCUGCUGUGUCGAGGUCUGACUCUGGUGACGCUGGUGUGCGCCUGCACUUACCUGGGCUAUUACCUGCGACUGGCCUCCGACACCGACGAGUUCUUCUGCCCGCUGAGCGUCUGGCUUCUGGAAACCAACCCCGGAGUACCUGAGAAGGUGACGUGCAAGCUGAUCGCCGUGGGAGUCUUCUCCCUGCUCAGCCUCGUGAACCUGAUUGUGUUCAUCGCGUUGGUUCCAGUCGUGAUCUUCGCCGCCCUCCGUCCUCUCCUCUGUCAUGGCUACGCCCACUUCCUGGAAACCUACCAAUCGCUGCCCACUGUCGGCGUCCUGCCGACGCCCGGCGGCCAAUGGGACGACCUGUCUCUGUACCUGCUGUUCCUGGAGGAGAACAUCAGCGAGCUCAAGUCCUACAAAUACAUGAAGGUGCUGGAGCUGCUCAGGAGACGAGGGGGAUGUUCUGAGGAGACCUUCGACUCGAUGGGUCUCCUGCAGACGCUCUGCCUGGUGAAGCUGGACGGAGUCGACGGGAAGAAAAGCGCUGCAGGAAAACCCGACUUCGCUGCUGAAGCUGCAAACAACAGCUGGACGGGAACCGAGAUGAAAGAGUUCGCUCCGCUGCUGACAGGAAGUGGUGAUGUCACCGGAAGCGGAGCCAGUGAGGGAGCAGCCGCCCGGCAGCGAGCGAUUUGAUUGGCUGAAACACGACUUACUGCGAUUGUAGAUUCAAUAACAAAGGACGACAAAGUUUCAGCUUGGAUCUGUGGAUUUGAGAGUUUUAGUACAAAGCAGCAGCUGAUGAAUGUUCAGAAUCAUUCGAUGGUUUUUAGAUGAUUAAAACGCUGCAGCUGGUGUCUCUGAAUCACCUGCAUUCACUGAUCAUUCAACAGACGGUCGUGAAGCAGCUUCUCUCCUGACUGGGAUCAAACAGAACUGAACCCUGAACCAGACAUUUGGGUCAUUUCAUUAACAGUCCACCAGUCCUUCACCUGAUGCUCAGAAUCAGCUGGUUCUGGAGCAGCUUGGUUCAGCUUUGGUAGAUUUUUAUAUGACAUGACGUUUCUUAUCUCCUGCCUGCUUGCUGUUUCUGUUGGAGCUGUUUAAAACCAGCUCAGUGUCUCGUUUUUUGGCUGCCGGAACCUUUUGGGAUCUUUUGUUGGUGUUUGCAGUCAAAUGUACAUUUUCUACGGAGGAACAAACCAGCGACUGAAAGUAAAGAACAAGUUCACUUUAAAUUCACGAUACAUUGUGAAACUGUCUAAGUAGCUUUGGUGUGUUUCUGUGGGAACAGGUUUCACACUUCAGGCCUGUGGAGGAGACGACUGGAUGGUUCUGUGUGAUUCUGAGCUUUAAGCAGCUGAACCAUGAAGCCCAGCUCAGACGUCGUUCAGGAUGUUUCUGUUCUUCUUACUUGAUUCAUUUAUUACAGAAAUGAAGGGUUUUUCAGGUACGAUCGCAUGAAGCUUUCAGUUAUCGUCGCCUUUAUCUGAUUUUUAUAAAAAGGCACGGAGUUGUCCGAGUUUAUCGAACUGACCUGAGUGUUGACCAGGAAACAGGCGAUCCAGCGAUGACUCCAGUUUACAUCAUCAUCUACUUAAAUCUCAGGGAUGAAAACGUUUAACGUGGACCUGCUCACGUCUUCUCUUUGCUUUAUGUUCGUGUUUUUACAAACUUCUGUUGUUUUUCUUCUGAACGCUGAGUGUGUGUGUCUCCAGACAAACUUAGUCGCGUUGCUGCCUUUUGUAUUUUGUAUUAUUGUUUCUGGGCUUUUUCUGCCUGUGUUGGACGGGAUCGAGUAGCGAGACGGAGAGACGUGGGAGAAGAGUCGGGGAAGGAUGUGCAGCACCGAGCCGCUGGCUGGACCGGACCAUGCGGCGCUGAAUCGGUGACCGUAGCCCUGUUCACGGGUCACCUUCUGUCCAGUUGAGCUGCCGGGGCGGCCUGUGUACUGGAUUUAUGAAGUUUGUUAAAAAGCUGCCUGAUUACUGACUGCUUCAUACAAAUACAGGUUUUUGAUGUUUCUUCAGGGCGAACAUGUAAAGUCAUACUUUUUUCUUUGAUUUUAUUAAAUAUUGUCUGUAGUUUAACAAAACAGGAACAAAA